This is a messenger RNA of Juglans microcarpa x Juglans regia, 1804 nucleotides long. Its product is annotated as pentatricopeptide repeat-containing protein At1g07590, mitochondrial. The record is from RefSeq and is a predicted model, not a curated record. Lineage: Eukaryota; Viridiplantae; Streptophyta; Magnoliopsida; Fagales; Juglandaceae. The coding region runs from base 75 to 1760 and encodes 561 amino acids. Gene Ontology annotation, molecular function: protein binding. The transcript is spliced from 2 exons. Gene Ontology annotation, cellular component: mitochondrion.
GCUGGGCUCGCGCGGUUGGGGGGGGGGGUAUUUAGCAUUCACCCGAGGCACUCGACUCUUUCCUUAAAUGAAGCAUGCUAAAGGUAACACUUCUACUUCAACGCGGUCUCAUUCGGGCAAUUCGUCGAGCGCCUCCGAUUCCCUCCGCGUCUGUCCGUCAAAUCCUUUGCAGUUUCUACUUUUUUAACACCCGAGCUCCUGAACCCGAUAGAAUUUUAGACUCGGAAGAAGAAAACCCCAGCUGCUUGUCAUAUGGUGUUGAGAAGCUGCCAAAAAGCGACUACAUUGGGUCUGCUUUUCAGAGCUGGAAAUUCCCCGAGAAAAUAUCGGACUCAAAUGGAGAAAACCCUGGUUGCUUGUCUCAUAUGAUUGAGAAGCUGCAAAAGGAUGAGACCGUUGGGUCUUCCUUUCAAAGAUGGAUGGGUUAUGGGUUCCCCAUUAAUAGAGGCGAGAUUUUCCAUGCAAUUAACCGUCUUAGGAAGCUCAAGAUGAACAAACGAGCGCUUGAGGUAAUGGAGUGGGUGAUUAGGGAAAGGCCAUACAAACCUAAAGAACUAGACUACUCUUAUCUAUUGGAAUUUACAACUAGACUUCAUGGGAUAAUUCAGGGUGAAAGACUAUUCUCUCGUGUCCCGCCUGAGUUCCAGAAUGAGUUGCUCUACAACAAUCUUGUGAUCGCAUGCUUGGAUAAAGGUUCGAUAAGGCUUUCACUUGCAUACAUGAAGAAAAUGAGGGAACUGGGUCAUCCCAUCUCACACUUGGUCUUCAACCGCCUCAUUAUCCUCCAUUCCUCCCCAAGCCGCAGGAAAGUUAUCCCCAAAAUCCUCACUCAGAUGAAGGCUGAUAAGGUGCCUUCACAUGUUUCAACCUACAACAUUCUUAUGAAAAUGGAAGCCAACGAACACAAUAUUGAAGGGCUGAUGAAGGUAUUCAGUGACAUGAAACGAGCAAAAGUUGAGCCAAAUGAAAUAUCUUACUGCAUUGUAGCCACUGCACAUGCAGUGGCAAGGUUGAACAUUGUGGCCGAAGCCUAUGUCGAAUCUGUGGAGAUGUCUGUUACAGGGAAUAACUGGUCAACACUGGAUGUCCUAAUCAUCUUGUAUGGGUAUUUAGGGAAAAGGAAGGAGCUAGAGAGAACUUGGAGUAUUGUGCAAGAACUCCCUCAUGUUAGGUCUAAAAGUUACGUACUGGCAAUUGAAGCAUUUGGUAGAGUUGGACAACUAAGUCGGGCCGAAGAGCUAUGGUUUGAAAUGAAGUCGGUAAAAGGGUUAAAAUCAAGUGAGCAGUUCAACUCUAUAAUAUCUGUAUAUUGCAAACAUGGUUUGAUUGAUAAAGCAUCUACGCUUUUUUUGGAAAUGGAGAUGAAUGGGUGCAAACCAAAUGCCAUAACAUAUCGACAUCUUGCUUUGGGUUGCCUAAAAGCAGAACUCGUGGUGGAAGCCUUGAAGACUCUAGAGUUGGGGAUGGAUCUAACAACGAGCAAGAGGGUCAGGAAUUCAACCCCAUGGUUGGAGACCACGCUUUCAAUAAUUGAGAUUUUUGCAGAGAAGGGUGAUGUAGUGAAUGUAGAGAAGUUGUUUGAAGAACUUAGGAAAGCUAAGUAUAUCAGGUAUACCUUUGUGUACAAUACCUUGCUCAAGGCAUAUGUGAAGGCCAAGAAAUAUGACCCAAAUUUUUUGAGAAGGAUGAUUCUAGGAGGAGCUAGGCCAGAUUCUGAGACCUAUAGCCUGAUAAAACUUGCAGAACAGUUUCGAAGCUGAUGUUAAUUUUUAGAUUGUUUGUUAUAGCAUUAUUUUUUUUUUCU